AGGAGGCAACUCUCGCGGGAAGUUACUCCGUUGCCUCGGUAACGGCGUCGCGGCCGCGAAAGAUGGCAGGUCGAGGUCGUGGCGUGAGGAGACGGACAGGGACUCCGCUCCCGCCCCGCGUUCAGCAACCGGCUGCGCCGCGCCGGGACCUCCUCGCCAAGGAGGAAGAAUAUAAGCGUUUAAAUGCAGAAUUGGAGGCAAAAACAGCUGAUCUCGUUCGACAAGCUGAGGAAGCAAUAAGAGAUCAGCAAGAAGUACGAUCUCAGCCUAUUUCAGCACAAAUUAAAUCAUAUGAAGAUGAUGAUUACAGUUUAAGAGGUCUAUUAUCUGAAGGGACAGUUCAUCUAUAUUCAGAAACUCAGCCAAAGAGCAAAAAUGUUGAUCCAGUAAACAAGGUUAAAAAAAAACUACACUCUGCAAAUAAAGGAAAGAAAACAAAUUCAAGUAUAAAGUUGAAAUACUCUGAUGUACCAACUGCCAAUGAUGUUGCCAUUCCAGAGGAUUUCUCAGACUUUUCUCUUGCAAAAACAGUUAGCAAAAUUGAAGGGCAACUGGAAGAGGAAGGCCUGCCUGAUGAUAUGGAUGACGAUAUUUUCUGUGGUGCUAGUGAAGACAUUGGGACAGAAGCACAGAUCAGAUUUCUGAAGGCCAAACUCCGUGUUAUGCAGCAGGAAUUGGAUAAUGUUGUAUGUGAAUGCAAUAGAAAGGAGGAUGAAAUUCAGGAUUUAAAGUCUCAAGUAAAAAAUUUUGAGGAAGAUUGUGUAAGACAGCAGCGAACAAUUAAUUUGCAACAGUCUCAAACAGAAAAAUAUAAAACUCUUUUCGAAGAAGCAAACAAAAAAUGUGAUGGAUUACAGCAACAGUUGUCUUCAAUAGAAAGGGAAUUAGAAAAUAAAAAAAGACUACAAAAACAAGCUGCCACUACGCAAAGUGCCACGGAGGUUCGCUUGAAUAGAGCUCUAGAAGAAGCAGAAAAAUAUAAAUCGGAGCUAAGUAAAUUCAGACAGAAUAGCAAGGAUAUAGCAAGUGAAGAACACAAAAAAAUUGAAGCAUUAAAAUCAGAAAACAAGAAGCUAGAAAAACAAAAAGGAGAAUUAAUGAUAGGGUUCAAGAAACAAUUAAAAUUAAUUGAUGUUUUAAAAAGGCAGAAGAUGCAUAUUGAAGCUGCCAAGAUGCUGUCUUUCACUGAAGAGGAAUUUAUGAAGGCACUUGACUGGGGAAAUUCUUAAGUGGGGUAUUUUAGUGUCUAUAACUAAGUGUGUGAGGUUAUACAUUUUAUUUAGCUUAAGUUAUAAUGGUUUGAAUUAUUUUUAGUCUUAAGAAAUGAGUUUAUCUGAGAGAAAUUUUGUUUUAAGUUCUUAUUGACAAAUAAAGCACUUUGGAAUUCCUCACCCUUUACUUUUCUCCUCCCUUAUAGUAGACAGAAAAGGAUGCUUUACUUAAUCUAAAAAUUAAUGUUUAAAAAACAUACUAUAUAGAUUAGUUUGCUAAGGCCGCCAUAAGAACCAUAGACUUGAUGGCUUAAACAACAGAAAUUGUCUCAC
Molecule: messenger RNA, 1544 nt
Organism: Myotis daubentonii (Daubenton's bat)
Lineage: Eukaryota; Metazoa; Chordata; Mammalia; Chiroptera; Vespertilionidae
Gene: TEX9
Product: testis expressed 9
Source: RefSeq, a predicted model, not a curated record